This is a messenger RNA of Alternaria alternata, 1270 nucleotides long. RefSeq lists its product as hypothetical. Gene Ontology annotation, biological process: kinetochore assembly. The coding region runs from base 224 to 976 and encodes 250 amino acids. Gene Ontology annotation, cellular component: kinetochore. The transcript has 3 exons. The record is from RefSeq and is a predicted model, not a curated record. Lineage: Eukaryota; Fungi; Ascomycota; Dothideomycetes; Pleosporales; Pleosporaceae.
UCCCGCUUGAUGGAGUCCUGUCGAGACUGUGCAAGAGGAGUUUGUGGCUUGGAGAGUUGAGGCGUGAGCACAUGGUUACCAGAUACCGCCAAGGAUGGUUCAUGCAGGGAUCGGCGCAUUAGCGAGGCUGCAUCAUAGGGAACUAGAUAGACGAUCGCGUUCGGUCAGAUGAACAUGGUCUCGGUCGCAAACUUGGAAUCACUUGAAUCAAAGCGAUAGCAACAUGGCGGCAAGAGGCCGUGUUGACAUGACGGACGUGGCGUCUAGAACACAAGACGCAAGCGACUACGCGGACCUGCUACAAACAAAUCACAGCGACGCGUUCGCGUUUUCCGAGGCGGAGAAGCUAGCCCUACAGCUCUACGAUCAGCUCAAGGAACUUGAGUUGCAGCACAGUCUUAUUGAAGCACAACAAUCAGACGCACAUGACGCUUCAGCAACCCCAGAUGACCUGCUGGAGGGGCGCCUGACUGUAGCGCAGCGCGAAGCUAUGGACGCGAGGGCAGAGUACGAGAUAAGGAACAAAAUCACACACAACGUGCUAGUAAUGGAUCCUGUCCUGAAAGCCGUUUAUGAGGGCGAGCAGACUGGGUUUGCAGAGAAACGCAUACUGCCGCUGGUCACCGAGAAUGAUACUGUUUUCAUGAUGCAUGGUGCUCUGACGUCGAGGCUUGCUCACACAACUCGGUCGCAGAGCACAGCCGAACACAGCAACAUGACGGAAAACCAAAGACAUGAAGAACUCGCAGAAACGAUGCUUGCUCUAGCUGAAGAGAUGAAGACGCAGUCGGUGCAUGACAUUGAAGACGCACAAUUACGCCAACGAGUCGAUGCAGUCGACAAGGAGCUCAAGGACUCAAGGCGAAGGGCGAAGACGCUGAAGGGUAUAUUGUCGGCCAUGAUAGUAGGCAGCGGGAUCAAUUGGGCUGCAGACGAGGGCCUGACCGAGCUCGUCCUGGAGGAUGAAGACGAUUGAGUGACAAUGACAGGGCCACUCGUGGCUACAGCUCUUGAUAACAUUGGGAAGUGUGGGAGAAGCUACUGUGGUAGGUAGCGAUGUUUGUUGAUGAUGAACGUCAUGGCUGUUGCCAGGGCGAUGGAUCUACAUGGAAGCACACGGAAACUUUCAGAGCAAGCUGAGUGCCUAGCAUUUCUAGGUGAAUGAAGUCGACUUUUUGACCGUCGGACGUGAGCAGUGGUCGAGUUACGUCUUGGGUGAACCUAGUGACGGCUUCCGAGCUCGGUCCGGGCGCUGUGAAUAGCCAGACCG